GGUAAAAGAAGCCAAUUGAAACCAUUGGCGCCCAACUCUUUUGCUCCUCAAAAAUCCGGUUGCAAGGAGUUUUCUUCCCCUUAAACCUCUCUCUCUCUCUCUGUCUCUAUAAAUGGGGUUAUUGGCUUUAUGGGUAUGGAAUAAAAAAUGGCCAGAUUUCCUCAUAAGCAUACUUCUUCAUAUUCCUCUGCAACAAAGUUGGUUUUUUUAACUUUCAUCGUAGGUCUGCUUGCUGUGGCCUUCGUUGCUGAUUUCCUUUGGGCUUCGUCCUCUUCUUCUUCUUCUUCUUCUGCAUAUUUCUCUGUUGCAUCCAAUUGGGCGCUUGAGAAAACUGGGAUUUUAGUUGUGCCAAAUGCAAAUUCCAGAAAAGUUGGCAGGAAAGAAGGUCUUAAACAUAAAAAGGAACAUGGUCCUGAGAGAUUCUUAUCUGCAACUUUUGCUGAUUUACCUGCACCUGAUUUACAAUGGGAGGCAAUGCCACCAGCACCGGUGCCUCGUCUUGACGGAUAUGCAAUACAGAUAAAAAAUCAUUUGUAUGUCUUUGCAGGAUAUGGCUCUCUUGACCAUGUGCACUCUCAUGUGGAUGUGUUCAAUUUUACUGAUAAUACAUGGGGAGGAAGGAUUGAUAUGCCCAAGGAGAUGGCACAUUCACAUUUAGGAAUUGCAACUGAUGGAAGAUACAUAUACAUUAUAUCAGGACAAUAUGGUCCACAAUGCAGAGGACCUACGGCUCGAUCAUUUGUGCUAGACACUGAGACAAAGAAAUGGAGGAGCAUGCCCCCUCUACCUUUCCCUAGGUAUGCUCCAGCAACUCAGUUAUGGAGAGGCAGACUUCAUGUGAUGGGCGGCAGCAAAGAGAACCGCCACACGCCUGCGCUAGAGCACUGGAGUCUAGCAGUAAAGGAUGGAAAAGCAUUGGAGAAACAGUGGCGGUCUGAAAUACCCAUUCCCCGUGGUGGACCUCAUAGGGCUUGUAUUGCGGCCGAUGAUCGCCUUUUUGUUAUUGGUGGUCAAGAAGGUGAUUUUAUGGCAAAACCUGGGUCACCCAUUUUUAAGUGCUCACGCAGAAAUGAGGUAGUUUACGGUGAUGUAUACAUGUUGGAUGAUGAAAUGAAGUGGAAAGUUUUACCUCCAAUGCCAAAACCCAACUCUCAUAUAGAGUGUGCAUGGGUAAUUGUAAACAAUUCAAUUAUCAUCACUGGAGGAACGACAGAAAAGCACCCAGUAACCAAGAGGAUGAUGCUGGUUGGGGAAGUUUUCCAGUUCGAUCUAGACUCACUGACUUGGUCUGUGAUUGGGAAGCUUCCUUACAGAGUGAAAACCACACUAGCUGGUUUCUGGGAUGGUUAUUUGUAUUUUACGUCCGGACAGCGGGACAGGGGACCGGAUAACCCACAGCCAAGGAAAGUCAUUGGCGAUAUGUGGAGAACUAAAUUGAGUUUGUGAAUUUUAAUCUGUCUGACUCCGACAAUUGGGGCAUUUUUUCAAUUUUGCCCCUUUGCUUUGCUUAUUUGUUCAAUAGGAUUAUCGGUUAAACUUCAUGUACACAAGACAAUUGAUAUCAAAGUCUUUAACCUACCUCUAGCCAAGGAAA
Molecule: messenger RNA, 1594 nt
Organism: Ziziphus jujuba (common jujube)
Lineage: Eukaryota; Viridiplantae; Streptophyta; Magnoliopsida; Rosales; Rhamnaceae
Product: kelch repeat-containing protein At3g27220
Exons: 7
Coding region: 148-1446 (432 amino acids)
Molecular function (GO): protein binding
Source: RefSeq, a predicted model, not a curated record